GACAGCAGCUGUGCGAAAUCUCAUGAUGAUCAUUGUUCCAUAAAUCUUUGAAAAGAGUAAUUUUUGAAAAUUAUUCAUUAUUGGAUCAUGUUGACCACAAUGGAUGCAAUAAAUGAUCAAAGCAGUAAUGAUGCAUCAAAUCCAAUGAAAUCUGAUUAUGUUGGUUUUCAAAAUGAGGAUAGUAAUCUAGUUUCUAGUGAAUCAAAUGACAAAUGUGGUAUGGAUGAGAAUUCAAUCAACAAUAACAACAAUAAAAUGUUUUAUUUGCCACCAAAAAAUUGCUAUUGUGGUCGAGAUCGUGAUCUAGGCAAAGUAGAAUUCCUUUGCGCCAAAUGUAUGAAAUGGUUUCAUGAAUGUUGUGUCAAUCUUGGAUUUACUCAUCGUUUAAUCCCGUUUUUGACUACUUACGUAUUUUUCUGUCAAAAAUGCUCGCCAAAUAAUAUGGAAUCUUUUAAACGAACUCCAACAAAUUUUUCUCAGAUUUGUCAAACAGCAAUAGCCAAUUUAAUACAUGCCCAUUCAUCUGAAGAGAAGAUAGCAUUUUCCAAAGACAAAGAAAUUAUUCCUUUCAUCGAUGUUAAUUGGAAUAUUCUGGCUAAUAAACCAAAGCCACAAAAGAAUACUUGGCAUUCAUCAGUGGCAAAAACAAUGCAAAAAGAUAACGACACAUUUGUAUGUAAUGAUGAUCAGAACAAUUUGCAUGUCACACUUCGAGAUCGUGAUCUUAGCCGUAUUGCUCCUAACUAUGAAAAUCUGAAAAACCUUAAGGAACUUAAUGGUGGACAAAAUGCCAACGCCAAUAUAAGUUCCCGUUCAUUGCGCGGUAUGAAAAAAAGAACCGGUCAGUUGGAAGUUGGAAAUGAAAUGAUACUUACAAAUAAACGACAAAAAUCUGAACUUUCCAUACCGAAGUUACCAGCAAGUGGAUUCCCCUCCGAAUUUCUUUUCAACAAAGAAGGAUUUCGUUACAUAUUAGCUGAACCUGACGAUAAUGCACCAUCACGUAAAGAAUUUGAUGAAAGACACGAAUUUGCUGGUAAGCAAAUACCAGGUUUUUUGUGUAGAAAGUUGAUGCCAGAAAAUAUUUUACUAUCAAUGAAUGAUCGAGCUCAUUACUUAAAAAUAUCAGAAGAUCGUAAAACUGUGACGGGUGAAAAAGGUUAUAGUUCCAUACGAGCAACAUAUGGUGUAUCACAUGGAACUUGGUAUUAUGAGACACGAAUUAUCGAUAAGCCCGAAGAUAGUGCCUGUCGGAUAGGAUGGGCACAAGAAUUGGCACAGUUGUUUACACCUAUCGGCUAUGAUAAGUUUGGCUAUUCUUGUAGAUCACUGAAGGGUACAAAAUUUCAUGAAAGUAUUGGAAAACACUAUAUGGACGGCGGAUACGAUAUAGGAGAUGUCAUUGGCUGUUUAAUUCAUCUACCUCGACCAAAAGAUGUGACCAGCGCAAUCAGCAUGCUGCCUAAAACAUAUAAAGAUAAACCUUUAUUCAAAUUUAAAUCAUUUUUAUAUUUUCAGGAAAAAGAUGAACCUAUACGUGAAGCUGUAGCUAAAUUGAAACCAUUUAAAGGAGCCAAAAUUGUCUACUUUAGAAAUGGACAAAAAAUAGGUGUUGCAUUCGACAAUAUAUACAGUGGCCUUUAUUAUCCAGCAGCUAGUUUGUUCAAAAAUAUUUCAGUUAAUUUCAAUUUCGGUCCUCACUUUCAAUGUCCACCGGAUGGUGAUGCGGAAUUCGGGCAAUUCUAUCGACCAAUGAGUGACGUCGUUUUCGAUACCCAAAUCGAACAAACAUUAGCCGAUGUCAUAUAUCUGGUAGAAAAUGAAGGCAAGCUUAGCCUGGAUGUAUUUUAUCAGAAUUAGUCUCAGCUUUUGAAGAGAAAUUCUUCGAUUUGUAAUAUUUUUUUGGAACAUUUUUGUACAAAGAUUCCAUCCAAUCUAUCUGAUUGAAAAGAACUUGGCGUAAACAUUCAAUAUA
Molecule: messenger RNA, 1975 nt
Organism: Dermatophagoides pteronyssinus (European house dust mite)
Lineage: Eukaryota; Metazoa; Arthropoda; Arachnida; Sarcoptiformes; Pyroglyphidae
Gene: ash2
Product: Set1/Ash2 histone methyltransferase complex subunit ash2
Cellular component (GO): Set1C/COMPASS complex
Molecular function (GO): protein binding; transcription cis-regulatory region binding
Source: RefSeq, a predicted model, not a curated record